GAAGAUAUAUAGUAUAAACGAUCCAACAACAAUUGUUGAUGUAUUUUCUUGUACAAUAAUUUUGAACAUAACAUUCUUAUUUAGUUUAUUUUUUAUAUAGGCAAUGGAUAUUGUUUAGCAGUAUUCUCAUCCAUCAAACAUAUCCUUUCUCGCUACACUUUCAACCAGAGAAGGAAAGGGAUUGACAACAUACAAUCCUAGGAACCUCCAAAGCUGGUCGGCAAUUUCCUUCUUUCACGUUCAUAUUCAUUUAAUUGUAUUUUCAUACUGUUUUUUGCUUAAAUACAGGGUUACAGCAGUGUUUUGAGGAUUUGUAUGGUAUAGGAAAUGUCUGCCGUAAUUACACUGACCCCAGUGAACGACUCUUUUCAAACAAAAAAACUUGUGCUGUCACCAUCCGUUACAUACAAAGUAGGAAGGCAUACGAACAAAUCGACAGCUCCAGCGCCAUCUAAUCUAUACUUUACUUCCAAAGUGCUUAGCCGACAGCACGCGGAGAUAUGGUUGGAAAAAGACUCUUUUAUUGUAUAUGUUCGGGAUGUGAAGUCUUCGAAUGGAACUUUCGUGAAUGGAAAUCGACUGUCGUCUGAGAAUAAGGCUUCUGCACCAUGCAGAUUAAAUUCGGGAGAUGUUUUGGACUUUGGCGUGGAUAUUUAUAAUGAGGAUGAAAUAAUUCAUAAAAAGGUCUCUGCACAAAUUCGAAUACUUACCCGGGGAGUCCCUGCUUCAUCUGGUCCUGCUCGACAUUUAGAAAAUGAAGUUAUGCUGGAUUCAAUUAUGCGACAAAUGGCAAUUCAGUACCGGCGAUGUAUAGAAUUAAAUCAGAAUUUGGAAAAUUUAGAACAAGACGUUCAAGAAAUGUCAACAACCGCUGGUUUCAUUAACCAUUCCAUUCAUAUAGACAGAAAGUCUUCUCUUCGAGCCCUUGAUGGCACAAAGUCUGUCGAAUCUUCUUUAAUGAAUAAUGGCUCCUUAUCUGCAUCCUCAGUAGAGAAUGAUUAUCUCUCUCCUUCUUCUAUUGAGGGUCGAAACAAGUCAACCGAUGCUUCUUCUUUUCUAUCAUUGCCCCAUAAAUAUAUCUCAGACGUUGCUAUUCGGGAAGCUGAAUCCACGAAAGCCAAUCUGGAAACAUGGAAAGCUCGUGCGUUUACAGCCGAGGCAAAACUUUCCUCAAAAAAAGGCUUUUGGUACAACAAUCGAGCAUUCUUCCUUUCCCCCUUCUUCAUCGCCGUUGCUGGAGUUAUCGUAUACCUCGGAUAUUGGAGGUAGUCCUCUACUUCCAUCCAUACCCUGUUCUCCUCUAUCCAUGAUUGUUUUUCCGUAAUUAGAGUGUUCUUCUGAUUCCUUUGUUAUUCCUUCCUCUUUCAUCAAUUCCUCUUCUCCCUUUUGCAUUCGCAUUCGCUUUUCAUAUUUCGCUUCAAAUCCUUUCUCCUCCUUAUAUACAAUUAACGGAUGCUUUUGAAGUUUGGAAAUGUGUUUAACGCGAUUAUAAUGACCUCCAUAUUUAGAUUAAUCAGUAGUAGUGAUGCGUUUUGUAUUCUCCUUAAUCAAUUGAGAGCGAGAUAUAAUGAUCUCCUUAUGAACAAUUAGCAAGCUUGUUAGUAAUCAUGCCAUGCACUUUCUUCUGACCUUAGCAGAGAAUUUCCCU
Molecule: messenger RNA, 1648 nt
Organism: Schizosaccharomyces octosporus yFS286
Lineage: Eukaryota; Fungi; Ascomycota; Schizosaccharomycetes; Schizosaccharomycetales; Schizosaccharomycetaceae
Product: FHA domain-containing protein Far10
Exons: 1
Coding region: 328-1269 (313 amino acids)
Cellular component (GO): cytoplasm
Molecular function (GO): protein binding
Source: RefSeq, a predicted model, not a curated record